AUGGCCUUCACACUGGCCUUCCUAGUCUCCGCUGUUGCCGCACGCCGACCGGCAAACGCUUCUCGAGCCACAAGCCAGGAGCACAAGAUCGAGGCACCGCCCGAUGCGGUGGCCACCCCUCGUGGGUCGACUGACCUCUUCUCCUUCUCGAGUGAGAUUCCCGACUGGCGGGGCGCCUGCGCCUCCGUUGACCGCGCCGACCUCGAGGUCGAGCAGGGAGAGAGCGAGGCACCCGACAUGGACACGACCGGCAGCGCUCCCUGGUACCGCCUUGUGGGUUCCCUCGUGCUCGAGUCCGGGGAGCCACCCGGCUGCUGGGCCGCCCCUGGCAUGGAGCGCGCGGACCAGGCGAUCAGCGUGGACCAGGCGAUCAGCGUGAACCAGGCGAUCAGCGUGGACCAGGCGAUCAGCGCGGAGAUCAACACGGCCGAGACGAACACGGCCGGCAGCUCUCCCCUCCUCAUCGGUGCCCUCAUGGGGUGCCUGGGCUUCUCUGUCGUGGCGCUGUCGUGGAGCGGCUCCUCGGCCAGCAAGACUGGCCCCGACAAGGUCGACGGCCAGAAGCGCUCGAGGCGCGCCAAGGAGAACGAGGUCGUGGCACUGACUGGCAGCACUCAGAUCUUCUUCUUCUUCUUCUACUUUGUCGCAAUGGUCGGCUUGUGCGGCGUGGCCUACGAGGCCUUGAACACUCGGGGGCGCGGCGCCAUGUCGGGUCUCCUAUCCGUCAACAGCAUCGUGCCCGACUCGUGUGCGGCCGACGCAGCUUGGCAGGCCCGGAGGCUGGUCGAGACGGGCCUCGUCGGCGCGGGAGCCUUGCGGCUCGGGCGAGUCGCCUCGCUCCAGCCACCCGCCGCCCAACUCCGCGUGGCCGCCGCGGCGCUGCUCGUGGGCAGGGCGGCCGCGUCGCCGCUCUCUCCGACGCCUCUUUUACCCUACAACAACGAGACGGGAUGGUCGACGCUCUGGAGCAGGACCGGCGACCAGGGCGACGAAAGGCGCGACGCGGCGGUCGCCCUGCCCGCCUCGGCGACGCAGGACCGGUUCAACAGCCGGACGGGGUCGGGCUACAGGUCGGACAUGGCGCUGAACGACCUCCGCGACUCGGUCAACAACCAAACCGGCAAGCCUGGCGACCUCGUCGUCGAGCUGCCAGAGGGAGCCCGCCUCGAAUGGGCCGUCUGCUCGCAGCUUCGCGUGCACUCCGUGCACAUGACUCUGCGGAGCGUGGGCGCCGGCGCAACCCUCGACGCCAUGAACUGCUCCCGCCACUUUGACGUCGCCUUUGGCGGCACGCUCGAGCUCGAGCGCGUGCACCUCGUCAACGGCGAUGGCGAUUGA
Messenger RNA from Emiliania huxleyi CCMP1516, 1338 nucleotides. RefSeq lists its product as hypothetical. The transcript has 6 exons. The record is from RefSeq and is a predicted model, not a curated record. The coding region runs from base 1 to 1338 and encodes 445 amino acids. Lineage: Eukaryota; Haptophyta; Isochrysidales; Noelaerhabdaceae.